UUUACGGAACACUUUUCUAGUUACCAAUGCUUGUGGUACUUUCGGCUAUCUUGAUCCAGUAUAUUAUAAGAGCRGWGUUCUAACAAAGAAAUCAGACGUAUAUUCAUUCGGAGUGUUAUUAUUUGAAAUCUUGUGUGGGCGACUGGCAUGCAGCGAAGAAUAUGAAGAUGGAAAAAGGUUUUUAGGUCCAUUGGCUAAAAGAAAGUAUGAAGAGGACAAAUUGGAUGAGAUCAUUGAUCCCAAUUUGAGGAAGCAAAUGAAGUUAAAUUCACUUAUCACAUUCUCAACGAUUGCAUAUCAUUGCUUGAAAAGCAAUCGAAGUGAUCGCCCAACAAUGGCUCAAGUUAUUGAAAAACUUGAGAAUGCAUUUUCACUUCAAGCUUCUCUCAAAAUCGCAGAAAUUGCCCGGGUUGGAGUAUGGGGAACUAAAUCUAGUGGAGGUCCCCAAAAUCGUUGGGCUUUCUUACUUGAAAAAGAUCAUAAACUGAAGUUUAUAACAAUCGAUCAUGGUGAUCUAAUAUACUCUCUCAUGUUCACUAGUGAAUCAAAGGGUGUUUUGUACCCUUCUAAGAAGGCUGGUGGGUGGAAUGGUGGAGACACAGUGUCUAAGGUUAUGUUUGAAGACGACGAGGAAAUAAUUGGGAUUAAUGGAACGGUUGGGGUAACGGGUGGUUACACGAUAAUUUCAUCACUAUCCUUCAUUACGAACAAGAUGACCCAUGGACCUUUUGGUCGUGCAACAGACACUCCUUUCUGGGUACCAUGGGGUAAAGGGAAUUUUGGUGGAUUUUAUGACCUUGCUGGCUACUAUAUUGAUGCCAUUGGUGUCUAUAUGAAAGCUUCUUCUGAAGAAUUCGAAAUUGUACGCACYGGAAUUUGGGGAACCGAAUCUCUUGGAGGUCCCCAAAACCAAUGGUCUUUCCAACUUGAGAAAAAUCAUCAUUUGAAGAAGAUAACCAUUGAUCAUGGUGAUCUAAUAUACUCUAUCAUGUUCACCACUGAAUAUAGGGGAAUAGAGCAACCUUCCAACAAGGCUGGUGGUUGGAAUGGGGGAGACAAAGUGUCUGAGGUUACAUUUGCUUGGGAUGAGGAAAUCAAUGCUAUCAGCGGAACGAUUGGAGUCUCAGGGGGUUAUACGAUAAUAUCAUCCCUAUCGUUCAUCACAAACAAACAAACCCAUGGACCUCAUGGUCGUGCAUCAGGAACACCUUUUAUAGUACCAUGGGACAAAGGGACAUUUGUUGGAUUUUAUGGCAUUUUUUGCUAUUAUAUUUAUGGCAUUGGAGUGUAUUUGAAAGCAACUAUAUGACCAGCCAUCUUAUGCUAAGCGCCUAAGCUCAACGUAGAAAGAACCUUUUGUUGCUAUGAAUUUUUGAAUCCUUAGACAUUACCUUUGUUGUGCACGUAAAGAUUGUUGCAUAAAGAACAAAAUGGAGGAUGAACUUCUUUACUUU
This is a messenger RNA of Cynara cardunculus var. scolymus (artichoke), 1454 nucleotides long. RefSeq names its product mannose/glucose-specific lectin-like. Gene Ontology annotation, molecular function: carbohydrate binding. Bases 257 to 1309 code for a protein of 350 amino acids. Lineage: Eukaryota; Viridiplantae; Streptophyta; Magnoliopsida; Asterales; Asteraceae. The record is from RefSeq and is a predicted model, not a curated record. The transcript has 4 exons.